UUAUCCCGCUCGCCCAAUACGAAUAGGAGAGAGAAAGUAGAGAGGGAAAGAGAGAGGAGAUGGAGAGGUAGAGAGAGGAAUUUCAUUUUUGGUCCUGAAGCAUCUCCUACUUGCAGAAGAGUCCGUCCGUACAUAUAAAAGCUUAGGGUUUUAAGGCGGCUCAGAGAGACAAAACGAUUAGGAUUCGUGUCGUUUUUUCCCUUUGAAUCUAGGGUUUCGGUUUUUCUCCCCAUUUUCCUUCUUCCCGGGAAUUGAAAAAUCGUAGCUCCAGUGAUUUUUCAGAAAAUAUAUGAUAGAAGAAAAGAAAAAUUAGGGAGAAAUUUUGUAUUUUUGUUCUUUGUAUGAGAUAAAUUAGGGUUUCGAAUUUGAUGGACGAGAUCUGGGAGCGAGCCGUUGAGACAGCGCUAGAGGGCCAGACUGACCACGCCGCGGCUCGAGCCCUAACCCUUGACGGCGCCGUUAAGUGUGUCCAGGGUCGCCUGCCCCCUCCGGGCCUUCUAGAGAAGUUCCAGAACCUUCAGCACCUCUCAAUCGCAAACGUCGGCGUUUCGUCCCUGGAGCAGUUCCCGAGGCUCCGAAAUCUCCAGAAGCUCAUCCUUUCUGAUAACAGAAUCGCCGGCGGCCUCGAAUUCCUCGUCGAAGCCGGACUCAACUCGCUGAGGGAUCUCGACCUCUCAAACAAUCGGAUUCAGCAGGUCGAGGAUCUCGCGCCGCUGGCGCAGCUGAGGCUCGUCUCGCUUGAUCUGUAUGAGUGUCCGGUCACGCACGUCAAGGAUUAUCGAUCUAGGGUUUUUGGAUUGAUUAAAUCGUUGAAGUAUUUGGAUAAGAUGGACGCGGAUGAGAACGAGAGGCCGGAAUCUGACGAUGAGGAGGAGGAUGAAGAGGACGAGGAGGAUGAUCCUGGGAGUGGUGAAAUUGACGGGGAGGAGCGGCCGUUUGAGAUGACCAAUGGGCACAGUGAGGCGGUUGAGGGAGUUGUGGAUGUUGAUGAGGAUGAAGAGAGUGAUGCGGAUGAGGAGGAGACGGUGACUGCGGGCAGAGUGAACGGAGCGAAUCACCCAGCUGAGAACGGGUUCCGGUUUGCUGCGGCUGGUGAAGAUGGCGAUGAGGAUGAGGAGGAGCCCGAUGAGGAUGAUGAGAAUGAUUCUGGUGAGGAAAUCGAUGAGGAUGGCGAGGAUGACGAUGUGGUGGAAGUUCAUGAGAUUGAGGAUAGUGAUGAUGAGGAAGAUGGGGUUGAGUAUGAUGAGGAUGAUGAUGAUGACGACGACGAUGAAGAUGACGAGGAAGAGGAGGUUGACAAUGAUGAAGGGGAUUUGGCAGAGCCGGAGAGUACAGGGCGGUUGACGAGCACGGAGGGAGAGAUUGAUGGGCAUGAGCAAGGGGAGGAUGAUGAUGCAGAUGAAGAUGAUAAUGGCGAGACGGGAGAGGAAGAGCAGUUAGUAGAGGAAGAUGUAGAGUUUGAGGAUGAGGAUGGUGAUGAAGAGGAAGAGGACUAUGGUGGAGGUUACUUGGUUCAACCAGUAGCACAGGCGGAGGAAGAAGAUGCUGGGGGCAGUGACAUGGACCCUGGGAACGAAGAAGGAGAUGGCGAAGAGGAGGAAGUGGAAGACGAAGAAGAUGACGAAGUUGAGGUGCUACCCCCCUCGUCGUCAUCCCAACUCAAGCGGAAGAGAGACGGAGAUGCAGAUUCAGACGACAAUGGAGAGGACGACGAGGAAGAUGAUGAUGUGGUUGAGUACAGCAAGUCUUCGAAGAAGCAUCGUUGACAGAGAGUGACGUGGAGUUAUGAUUUGUCCGAGUAAUGUUCCAGGUGGCAAUGAUUGUGAGGUGGCUAUGGGAUUUGAGACCUAAUGUUAGAGGCGUCGAUCCGAUAUGCAAGAGUGCAGCAAAGUAUGAUGCACUUGGUUGUAUGCAAAAUAUGAUGCACUUGGUUGUAUGGAGUUACCGAGCGAAAUUAAAUUAGCAUUUUAUAAAGAAAAGGUUGUUGGUCAUAAGCUCCUGAGCUGAACUUGUUGACGGCUUUACUCAAAA
Molecule: messenger RNA, 2031 nt
Organism: Malus domestica (apple)
Lineage: Eukaryota; Viridiplantae; Streptophyta; Magnoliopsida; Rosales; Rosaceae
Product: acidic leucine-rich nuclear phosphoprotein 32-related protein-like
Cellular component (GO): nucleus
Molecular function (GO): histone binding
Source: RefSeq, a predicted model, not a curated record